AAUUUUCACCCGUGAUGACAUCCAAAACUUCCAUUAAAUUAAACAGGACUGAAUGUUGACUCGUCCCAAAAUAUACAGAUAUGUUUCUUCUAUAAAUAUACUAAUUAACAUUCAGAUCAUCUUCUCAUUAUCAAAUUCUCGACAAAAAUAUAUAAAAAAAUCAGAUACAAUUAUAUCAGUCAGGAAAAAUGGAGAAAAGGGGUAGUUGUCUCUCAAUUGCAGUAUUCUUGGUCACACUUAUCCAUUUCAGAAAUUUUCCGAUUUCGUAUGCUCAAACGAAAGGGAAAAUCGUGACUGUUUUGAGCAUCGAUGGAGGCGGCAUUAGAGGCAUUAUUCCUGGCACAAUUCUAGGCCACCUCGAGGCCAAACUUCAGGAGUUAGACGGUCCAAAUGCAAGAAUUGCCGAUUAUUUUGAUGUGAUUGCCGGAACGAGCACAGGCGGGCUGAUCGCCACCAUGCUGAGUGCCCCCGGCGCCGACAACCGCCCGUUGUAUGCAGCGAGGAACAUCACUAGCUUCUACUUGGAGCACUGCCCCAAAAUCUUCCCAGAGAGCAGGCGGAGAGGUUUUGUGGGAAGGAUGACGAACAUGUUCGGCGGCCCCAAAUACGACGGCAAGUACCUGAAAGGAUUGGUUCAAGGCCUACUCGGCAACCUCACUCUUAGCCGCACCCUAACCAAUCUGCUCAUUCCUACCUUCAAUCUCAAACGCCUCCAGCCCCUUAUCUUCACCACCACAGAUGGAAAAGCAAAUGUUUCCAAGAAUGCUCUGUUAUCCGAUGUUUGCCUAGGCACCUCCGCCGCCCCUACUUUUCUCCCACCUCACUAUUUCGAGACCAAAGACGCCGCCGGCCAAACAUACACCUUUGAUCUCGUCGACGGCGGUGUCGCAGCAAAUAAUCCUACUCUAAUAGCCAUAACACACGUUUCAAAAGAAAUAUUGCUGGGAAGAUUCGAGUUAGUAGACAUGCAGCCGAUGGACAGCAACAGAAUGCUGGUGCUGUCGCUGGGCGCGGGCCUCGCCCAGCUCCAAGAGAAGUACAACGCUAAAGACGCCGCCAAAUGGGGCAUGCUCGGCUGGGUAUACAACGACGGCGCCUCCCCGUUGCUCGAGGUUUACGGCGACGCCAGCUCCGAUAUGGUCGACAUUCACGUCUCUACCGUUUUCCAGUCCCUGCGUAACGAACAAAAUUACCUGCGAAUUCAGGAGGAUAAAUUGGUGGGUGAGGCGUCAUCGCUGGAUGUUGCAAGUGUAAAGAAUAUGCAGACGCUUGUGCAAAUUGGUGAGGAUCUGCUGACGAAGCCGGUUUCCAGAGUCAAUUUGGAGACGGGCCGGCCCGAGCCGGUUCAAGGAGAGGGCACUAAUGGAGAAGCUUUGGCUCGCUUCGCCAAGUUGCUAUCAGAUGAAAACAAGUUUCGCCACUCCAAUUAAUUACCAAUAUAUACCUUAACUUUCACGAAUAAUUAUAUUAAUUAACUUUUUUGUUACCAUUAUCUUUGGGCUUAUAAACAUAAGUUGAUGUGAAUUUGUAUUGGAUGAUUCUUAAUUUUAUCACAAAAUUUCCAGUAAAUCCGGGUGUACAGUACACUCAGGUCGUACCCGAUUCGAAUCUCUGAUCCGGAUUUGACCCAACUGGACUAUUCUACCCGAAUGUCAAGUGUUAGUGUCAUUUCGAUAUAGUGUUAUUAUCAUUUACAUGUAGUGUUAAUGUCAUUUCAAUAUAAUGUUACUGUCAUUUUCGAAA
Molecule: messenger RNA, 1743 nt
Organism: Salvia miltiorrhiza (redroot sage)
Lineage: Eukaryota; Viridiplantae; Streptophyta; Magnoliopsida; Lamiales; Lamiaceae
Product: patatin-like protein 3
Exons: 6
Coding region: 189-1430 (413 amino acids)
Biological process (GO): lipid metabolic process
Molecular function (GO): monoacylglycerol lipase activity; glycerophospholipase activity
Source: RefSeq, a predicted model, not a curated record